CUGGCCCUGCCAAAGGUAGCGAUAAUCAACGUGUACCACAUGGUUUUUGUUUCAAAUUCCAUCGUGGGUUAGAUUGUGCAAGUUGUGCUUUCAAACACACAUGCUUUCAUUGCCAACGCGAGCAUCGAGCGAGUCAGUGUAAUUUUUUUCGUACCCAAGGCAAAGCUUUUGGCAAAAACACACAAUUUCACAGACAAGCAGCUCCCCACUCCGGUAAAAGUUGAUCGUUUAGUAAUUUUUCUGGAAGGAUAUGAUCAGUUAUUAACUGAAUUUUUGACACAUGGUUUUAGUGAAGGUUUCCCUUUACAUUAUCAAGGCGCUUAUAAAUCAUUUAUUGCAAAAAAUUUAGUAUCUGCUUUGAGCAAUCCACAGGCAGUCGAUGCAAAAAUUUCAAAGGAAUUGUCGGCCUGUCGUUUAGCAGGUCCUUUUGAUAAACCACCCUUCCAAAAUUUUUGUGUAUCUCCUUUGGGAGUUGUUCCUAAGAAAGUGCCUGGCGAAUUUCGUCUUAUUCAUCAUCUUUCAUACCCACAUGGGUCAUCUGUGAACGAUGGUAUACAUCAUUGAGCAUUCAACUGUUUCUUAUUCUACAAUAGACGAUGCUAUAAAGCUUAUUAAGCAAUUAGGUCCAGGAUGUUUUAUUGCAAAAACAGACAUUAAAAAUGCUUUUCGACUAUUACCAAUUCAGCCGAAAGAUUAUCCUUUAUUAGGAAUAAUGUGGAAGGGGGUUUAUUAUUAUGAUCGCUGUAUGCCUAUGGGUUGCUCGAGUUGUUGCUCAACUUUUGAGAAGUUUAGCACGGCUGUUCAGUGGAUAGCACAAACCAAAUUGAAUAUCCAGUAUAUGUUACAUUUACUAGAUGAUUUUUUAUUAGCUGCAAUGACUGAGAAAUUGUGUAGGGACCAGUUACAAUUAUUUCUGUUUUUAUGCGAUUAUUUGGGCAUUCCCAUGGUACCUGAAAAAACUUGUGGACCUUCAACGAAACUGUCUUUUGCCCUUCUACUUCAUCUUCGAGUACUUCGACAAAUGCACGACCAGUCACUUUCUCUGAAUUUUGUUCUCGCAAGGAGGGCGAUCGAAGCAAACAUUUUAAACAAAAGAAAGAUGGUAAAAGAAUCAAAUUACAUGAUAAAUCUGGGAAAUCAAGCGAAGUGAAAAUAAACAUUGGGAUUAUGACGAAAAGAGAAGAUGUGCUUGUUGUUAAAAGAGGUGUAACUCUCCCAGUAACAGUACGAACGAAUAUAAACUAUGAUGAAUUGAUAAAGAAAGCAGUAGAGAAACAUCACCGUUUCAAUAAAGACAUUAUAAGACACGACGACAAAAUGUUCUAUUAUCUCCUCUAUGGUGACAAGAAAAAAGCAGAUAAGCUGCCUGGUUGUGAUGAAGCAUUUUCCUUGAAAAGAUAUAAAGAGGAAAUUGACAAGCCGUACAGCCGAAUUACUUUAUUUUUGUGCUCUUGUACAGAUUAUAUGGCUAGCAUUUUUAAUGACCUCUUUGACUCUGAUUCAGAUCCUGAAAUUGAUCCAGCGAGCUACUGUAUGGAGCAAGAGAUGCCUGAAACCUUGCCUAGUGGUUUAUAUGCACCUCCACCAGUUGUGGUACAAGUAGAUGAUGAGCCUGAGUUAAAUACACAGGUACAACAACCUCAACCAUCAACAUCGAAAGAGGUACAGUGCCCAAUGUGCUUUUUGAUGUUUCCCAUGCAGCAUAUUCAAGAACACGCUGAUAACUGUUCGCCUUGGGCAGUGGAAUCAGAGCAGUCAGCAGAUUUGUCUGAAUGUGGAAUUUCAGCAGAAAUGGAAGAACCAGCAGAGCAGGUGUCAGAGUUAGAUAAGUCACAGUACAAGAGUUUGUUGAAAGAGGAGAUUGCGGGGUGUGCUACCCGCUUAUCUACAAAUGUGAAACGAAUAAACAUAAGAAGAAGAUUCUUAUGGGAAGAUUUUAAGGCUGCAAGGAAAAGUAGAAUUGGACCACUUUCUAAUUUGAAAGUGGUUUUUGUAGGCGAACCAUCUAUUGAUGAUGGUGGUCCUAAGAGAGAAUUAUUUUGUGGUAAGUCAUGUCAACCUCAUGGCAGUUAAUUAAAUUAUUAAAUCAGAGCCUGAAAUUAUUUCAACAUUUGUCCAUACAAAUCUCCAA
Paramuricea clavata is the source of this 2131-nucleotide messenger RNA. The record is from the annotation of a GenBank genome assembly. Lineage: Eukaryota; Metazoa; Cnidaria; Anthozoa; Malacalcyonacea; Plexauridae.